AUGUCUGCGCUGUCGGCGGCGCAGUUGACAAUUGCGACGAUGGCAUGCACAACUUCACCAGACGGCGGGAACAUUGCGCCCAACUUUGCUGGGCUUCCCCCUUCUGUUUUCGCUCCCUCCCAAUGUGAUGCCCAUGAGGCCAUCAACCUGGUAUUUUCGCUGAAUGUCAAUGUCAAUGGGACCCCCCAGACCAUGGAAGAGAGGAGGAAGGAAGCCAUGGGCCAUUGCCUUGCACCCCCUUGCCGCGCGCCCGGAGCACUCACGGUUCACCUCACCACCCUCACCCUCGGGGUGCAGUACUAG
Molecule: messenger RNA, 303 nt
Organism: Colletotrichum lupini
Lineage: Eukaryota; Fungi; Ascomycota; Sordariomycetes; Glomerellales; Glomerellaceae
Exons: 3
Coding region: 1-303 (100 amino acids)
Source: RefSeq, a predicted model, not a curated record